CCUCUUCUCACCAGUGGAAGCUGCAGACCUUCUCGACCCCCCAGGCCUUCCAGACCACCUCCACCCACACCCGCAGACCCCCAUCAGCAGCUGAACAUGGAGGAGCAGAGCGUGAGUGGCUGAGAAAUGGAGUUGGGCCUCAGGGGAGCCAUAGGUGCUGUGUCACAACCUUCCUGAGCGGCCCUUGCAAGCUCCUGCUCCCCUCGCCUGCAAGUGGAGCAAUGCUCGAGCUCGAGGAGUAUUUUUCUCGGCAGGUGGAAAAGAUGGCGCAGCUGCAGGUUUUGUGUCCUUUGUUGUUCUUGGAAAGCAGCCUCCUUGAGAGCAGGGGAGCAGCAGGCGGCCUGCUGUGUGGCUGCUGUGGGCAUUUCUCCCAGCUCAGAUCCCUGAGCCCACGCUGGCAGAGAACGUGCUGUGCCACCAUCUUUUCUGUGGAGACACUUUGCAGCUUCUCUGCGUUAGCUGCAGUCGUGCCGGUUUCCAGGUGCCAUAAGCCAGACUGGCACAGUCUUGGGACUCAGACUUGGGAGACAGUGAAGAAACCCCAAGGCAAGUGCUGCUCGGCUGAGGAAGGAAGCCCAGAAGGAGAGCAAAAAGAACCGAGAAGGCCCACAGGACACGAAUCAGCUGGAAUGCUUCCUCGGAGGUGGCACCAAGGGCAGCGGACUGAGUUGCCUGGUUUUCACAGACAGUGCAGAGGGACUGAGGCACCUGGAAGGGAAGGGCUUGUGCUGCGUUCCAAGCAAAGAGGGCUUGCCAGAGGCAGGACUUCAGCUAUGGCAAGAGAUGGUGAUGCUGCGUUCCUUCAGCAUGUGUCUCUUCAGGGCCAGAGCCAGUCUAGUAUGAGAUUGAAAUACGGCUCGCCGGGCCUGGAGAGAGAGGAGGUGACGUGGCCAUAGGAUCAGGCUUCUUGUGUCUGCCUGGAGGCUGAAUGACUCAUUGCUAAGCAGACAUCCUGGGCACUGGGGUUUUGUUUUGGGCUGUGUUGAUAAAUACAACCCAGAGCCUUUUGUAUUGAAUAAAAGCAAAACCAACUUUUUAAACA
This is a messenger RNA of Lagopus muta (rock ptarmigan), 1042 nucleotides long. RefSeq lists its product as uncharacterized. The record is from RefSeq and is a predicted model, not a curated record. Bases 222 to 896 code for a protein of 224 amino acids. Lineage: Eukaryota; Metazoa; Chordata; Aves; Galliformes; Phasianidae. The transcript has 5 exons.